CGCGAGCCCACCGAGCCCGCGCUCAGAAGCCUGAUCUCCCACCGGCAGGCCGCCGGAUUCGGGAGGCUGCUGGGUCCGUCCUCUUCCCCAAGUGCAGGCAGAGCCCCCUGGAGCCAUGGCCAGCCCUUCCUGCAGCCCCGAGGACGCGGGCAAGCUCAGAGGCAGGGAUGGCCGGCAGAGGCGGGAGGAGGAGGAUGCCCCUCCGGAGGAGAAGAGGUUGAAGCUGGGGCUGGAGGGAGGAAGCGCAGCGGACGAGGAAGGAGAAGACGCGCCACGUCUGGGCAGGGAGGAGACCGGCACCCAGACGGGUGGCGAGGGCAGAGGCGAUCUACUGUCCCUGCCAUACAGCCUGGUCGAGGAUCAGGACUACAAAUCUGAAAAGUCAGCCCUCCUUUCCAGCGCCAAGAACAGUCUGCAGGACUCAGUAAGUAGAAGCAUUUUGCUGAACAGAUUAGAUUCUGAAACUGCCUUUGCCUCCUUCCCAGCCUCCCUGGUCUCCGUCAUCAAUCACCAGGAGUGGUUUGUACCUGAAACUGAUCUUGCUGGAGAGAUUUCGGCAAGCCUGGCUGUCAGCAGAGCCGAGGAAACUGCUCAAAGAACUCAUGCAAGUGGAACUUACAGCUUCCUUGAUCGGACUCAGCUCUCAGAUAUCAAAGCCGACUGCAAUACCUGUGUGGAAAUAGAGGACAGAAAGGUUUCAAGACAACAGAUGAAUUGUGAAAGCCAGCAGCUAAGGGGUAAUCAGGAAGCAGCCGCUGCCCCUGACACAAUGGCUCAGCCUUAUGCUUCGGCCCAGUUUGCACCCCCCCAGAACGGCAUCCCCGCGGAAUACACGGCCCCUCACCCCCACCCCGCGCCAGAGUACACGGGCCAGACCACCGUCCCCGAGCACACGUUAAACCUGUACCCUCCCGCGCAGUCACACUCGGAGCAGAGCGCAGCGGACACGAACGCACAGACCGUCUCGGGCACCGCCACACAGACAGAUGACGCGGCGCCGACGGAUGGUCAGCCCCAGACACAGCCUUCUGAAAACACGGAAAACAAGUCCCAGCCCAAGCGGCUACACGUCUCCAACAUCCCCUUCAGGUUCCGGGAUCCCGACCUCCGACAAAUGUUUGGCCAAUUUGGUAAAAUCUUAGAUGUUGAAAUUAUUUUUAAUGAGCGAGGCUCAAAGGGAUUUGGUUUCGUAACUUUCGAAAAUAGUGCCGAUGCGGACAGGGCGAGGGAGAAAUUACACGGCACCGUGGUAGAGGGCCGUAAAAUCGAGGUAAAUAAUGCUACAGCUCGUGUAAUGACAAAUAAAAAGACUGUCAACCCUUAUACAAACGGCUGGAAAUUGAAUCCAGUUGUGGGUGCAGUCUACAGUCCCGAAUUCUAUGCAGGCACCGUGCUGUUGUGCCAGGCAAACCAGGAGGGAUCUUCCAUGUACAGCGCCCCCAGUUCACUUGUAUAUACUUCCGCAAUGCCCGGCUUCCCGUAUCCAGCCGCCACCGCCGCGGCCGCCUACCGAGGGGCGCACCUGCGAGGCCGCGGGCGCACCGUGUACAACACCUUCCGGGCUGCAGCGCCCCCGCCGCCGAUCCCGGCCUACGGCGGAGUAGUGUAUCAAGAGCCUGUGUAUGGCAAUAAAUUGCUGCAGGGUGGUUACGCUGCCUACCGCUACGCCCAGCCUACCCCUGCCACAGCUGCUGCCUACAGUGACAGAAAUCAGUUCGUCUUCGUUGCAGCAGAUGAAAUUUCUUGUAACACCUCUGCAGUUACGGACGAGUUUAUGCUGCCGACCCCUACCACCACACACUUGCUCCAGCCCCCACCUACAGCGUUGGUGCCAUGAAUGCUUUUGCACCCUUGACUGAUGCCAAGACUAGGAGCCAUGCUGAUGAUGUGGGUCUCGUUCUUUCUUCAUUGCAGGCUAGUAUAUACCGAGGGGGAUACAACCGUUUCGCUCCAUACUAAAUGACAAAACCCAUUAAAACCUUCCAAUGUGGGGAGAAAGGAAGCUUUCCGAGGCCUGGGUAUCGCAAUACAUGCAGUAGUGCAUCAUUUUAGCCACUCUAAACAAUUAAAAAGAGGGGGAAAAAAAAAAUUACAUUUUUUAUCUUAUACCUCAGAUAUUUUGUUCUGUGUAUUUUAAUAUUGUGGGUCUUUCAUUUCUGAAGGUUUCGUAGUUCGGUCGCCGGCUGUAGGAGUUUUUGUGGUUGACCUAGAGAGAUGCUCGCUAUGAAAUAAAAACUGGUUUAGGGCUGUGGCUAGAGUGCUAACUCAUGUCAAAUGAAUCACCUGUGCCGACUGUUAAGCUACUGGGGUUAUCCGCUGUUUGGGAAGAGCUCAAGUGACGACAGUAGUCAUUUUUUUCUGCAUCUGCAUUAUUUUGUUUUACAAAAGGGGGAAGGGCAGGAGGGAUGCGCACGGAUUUGGCCGAGAAAGAAAAAGCAGAUGGUAACCGAUGAAUCUAAACGACCCACUGCACCAACAAUCAUAUAUCCGCGGUUCUAAGUUACUCACUGGCAGUUCAGGCCAAAGGUUGCGGGGUUCAGGGGGGCUGGGUGGCCGCCCGUAGCACGUAAUCAUCCAAGUUGAACAAAGCUGUGCAAACGCACCCUUUAAACCAUUCCGCCCGGCAGUAUUCAGCUUCUUAACCAGCCGCUAGUUAUUCAGGCAAAAAACUGCUAGUUAGGCCAUCAAACAAGCAUUCUUUUUAUAUUUCUUCCAGUAUAAUAAAUUAUUGAUAUCAUUGCUGACUUUUAUAUUAUGGGAGGGAAAAAAAAUAAUAAUAACAUUAAUAAAAAGGUGAUUAAAAAGCACUGUUUCUAUUUUUUUCUUUUUUUCCAAAAAAAAGAAAGUAAUAAAAACUUAAAUUCUUUGUACCAGUUAAAAAAAAAAAAUGUAUAAAAUUUACAUCUGUGCAGUGGAGUUAAGUUCUAGAAACAGUCUCUGAAGCUUUAGUUUUAGCCUAGUUGAAAACCUGUUAGAGACAGAUGUAUAAUUUUUAUGGAAUUACAUGAUAAUCAUAUUCGGAUUUAUAGAAGCAUUUUACAAGUAUUGCAAUCGUUGAGUAGAGAUAAUCACGGUAUUUUCAUCCGCUUGGUACUUUUUGAAACAUGACUGUGUUGUGUGAGCAAUCUGCAAUUUUUCAGUCCGUGAGAGCCUGCCCUCCUAAUUCUCCCCGGAUCCCAGGGAUUAUUUCGAACCAGUAUCUUUAGUUCUGUCUCCAAGGCCCAGGACACUUGUCAGAAGGAAACAAAAGAGGAGGUGCACCCACUCCGACCCCAAAGAACAAAGUCCCCCCCCCCGCCCCCACCUCGGAAGCAGGGCCAGAGUGACACAGCCGAAAAAUUGCAGUUUGUCUGAACUUCUUCUGUUUGAACUCUUUCCACGUUGUCCUGUUUACAAGUUAACCUACGUUGGGGUAUCUGUCGCGGGUCUUCCUGUUUUUGUAUUUAAAUAAAGAAACGGCAGCCAGCCGCCCCCAGUAGUCCUGCUGCUAUAGUUAGACCUCUAUGUGUGCAGUGCGGGCUCUGUGGCACACACUUUAGUACGUGAUCCGCUCACCGCCGUGGGCCUGCCAAUCCGCUGUAACAACUCUGCUUCCAAACAAAACCAAACAAAACUUUAAAAAAAAAAAAAAAAGUGUCUCUGUGGUCCAGCUUUCUCUCGUCAUCUUACGUGCAUGCAAGUAAGAUCAGUUGGAUAAUUAAACCAUCAAUAAAGUUUCACCAGAUUUGAAAACCAAGUUUCUGUAGCUUCGGUAUCUAAGACAGAUGAUCAUUAUCUAGAAAGGGAAGGGGGAAAACCCGCCUAGCAGCCAAAAGCCUAAAAAAAAAGUUCUUUUCACUGGAAUGACGUGGGUGGGGAAGGGGUGGGGUGGAGGGGGUGUUUUAUCGCAUCACUAAGACGUUCUCAUCCCCCCCCCCAACCCACCUGAAAACGAUGUUCUGGCAAUGGAUGCCUGGUUGACGUUUUUUUUAAAGAAAACAACUUCUUAAAACGUUAAGGCAUCCUGCCCCAGAGGCCAGAACGGUAGAAAGAACAGGGGGGCUUGGGAGAACAAAUAGCUUUCUCCCGACUGCCUUGGAUCUCAAAAUCCAGAUUUUGCAUUGUAUUUGAAAUCAGAAACAUAGAUUUCUUACCGUGUUGGUUCAAGUAAAAUUAAUUUGCAGUUUUGAUUUUCAUCAAUGAGCUGUACUUUUCCCCCAUGAUUGUAUGUAGUUUUAAUAAAAUCAUUUAGAGCAAGUGGGUGCCAAAUGAUGUUGCCGAAUCUUUGUCUAGGCACUCUUCCAAGAUGCCAAUAAGUCAUUUUAAAAAUGUAUGUCAGAGAUGUAAACAAACAUUUUGGAUUUUUUUAAGACAGUAUUUAUUUGGAAUGUUUUCAUUUAUCUAAAUAACUAUUGCUAUUAUGAAUUAUGGAAAAAAAAAGAUUAAUAUCAUGUGUGGCAUAUAGUGACUUCUUAACACACACAUCAUGCAAUCGCAAACCCAGAAAAUGUGUAUAUCUGUCUUUAGAAAUUAGUGUUUAUAUCACUUACAGUGGUUUGUGAAUAAAGAAAACUGGUUUGUAAUAUCAAAAAAUAAAAGCUUAGUCUGAAAAGGUCCACGUGA
Manis pentadactyla (Chinese pangolin) is the source of this 4602-nucleotide messenger RNA. It is a transcript of the gene RBFOX1, whose product is annotated as RNA binding fox-1 homolog 1. Gene Ontology annotation, biological process: nervous system development; regulation of alternative mRNA splicing, via spliceosome. NCBI's taxonomy places the organism in Eukaryota, Metazoa, Chordata, Mammalia, Pholidota, Manidae. The transcript is spliced from 20 exons. Bases 116 to 1837 code for a protein of 573 amino acids. The record is from RefSeq and is a predicted model, not a curated record. Gene Ontology annotation, molecular function: mRNA binding. Gene Ontology annotation, cellular component: nucleus; cytoplasm.